Messenger RNA from Carassius auratus (goldfish), 1149 nucleotides. Its product is annotated as inorganic pyrophosphatase-like. Gene Ontology annotation, molecular function: magnesium ion binding; inorganic diphosphate phosphatase activity. The record is from RefSeq and is a predicted model, not a curated record. Gene Ontology annotation, biological process: phosphate-containing compound metabolic process. The transcript has 12 exons. Bases 65 to 1063 code for a protein of 332 amino acids. Lineage: Eukaryota; Metazoa; Chordata; Actinopteri; Cypriniformes; Cyprinidae. Gene Ontology annotation, cellular component: cytoplasm.
CUGAAAGACCUUUAGUGAGGCUCACACACAGGCAGGAACUCAACUCUUAAAUUCGCGGUGAACGAUGUGUUCGGCUAUUCGUGCUGCCUUUCUCUGCUCGCAGUUCUCUCGGAAAACCACGUCUGUAUUUUCACCUCAUUUGAGAAAAAUGGUGCAUUACCAAACAGAGCCGAGAGGACGAGCAAACUCUCCUGACUACAGGAUUUACUUCAAAUCUUCAGAUGGAAAGUGUAUCUCUCCUUUCCAUGACAUUCCUCUGUAUGCUGCUGACCAGCAGCAGGAAUCUGAUGUUCCACCAAAGAAAAUCAAAACGAAUGAGAUUCUGUUUAAUAUGGUCGUAGAAGUGCCUCGUUGGUCAAAUGCAAAGAUGGAGAUAGCAACAAAGGAGCCUUUAAACCCAAUCAAGCAAGAUGUGAAGAACGGCAAGCUGAGAUAUGUUGCUAACAUUUUUCCACACAAAGGAUACAUUUGGAACUAUGGUGCACUUCCACAGACAUGGGAAGAUCCCAGCCACACUGACCAGGAAACCAAAUGUUGUGGAGAUAAUGACCCCAUAGACGUGUGUGAGAUCGGCUCCAAGGUGUGUGCAACAGGGCAGGUGAUUCAGGUUAAAGUUCUGGGAAUUCUGGCUUUGAUCGAUGAAGGAGAGACGGACUGGAAGGUAAUAGCCAUCAACAUCGAGGACCCCGAUGCUUCGAGCCUCAACAGUAUUGAGGAUGUGAGAAAGAUGAAGCCUGGUCAUCUUGAGGCUACCGUGGAUUGGUUUAAAACAUAUAAAGUGCCGGAUGGGAAGCCUGAGAACCGGUUGGCCUUCGGUGGACAGUUUAAGGAUAAGGACUUUGCUGUAGAAGUCAUAAAAGCAACACACAGCUUCUGGAAAGCAUUAGUGUUGAGAAAAAAGAUGAAAGGUGAAGAAAUUAUUUGUCAGAACUCGUCUUUGUGUGACAGUCCAUUCAGAUGCAGCGAUGCAGAGGCCCACGCUGUACUGCAAGCUGCUCCAGAAUACGGGGAACCCCUCCCAGUGUCUUCUGAAGUGGAAAAAUGGCACUUCAUCACAAAGUAAAAGAGCGUUCACUCUUUGCAGUUUGAUCUCAAAAGAAGGUGUUCAGUAUGUCCUGGUACAGAGAUUUGUUUCGUUGCUGCUUUAUU